Molecule: messenger RNA, 1501 nt
Organism: Prorocentrum cordatum
Lineage: Eukaryota; Dinophyceae; Prorocentrales; Prorocentraceae
Source: the annotation of a GenBank genome assembly
CUCAAGACAUUUUGGCUCAAGCCAUUUUGGCCCAAGCCGUAGUCAUUGUGGCUCAAGUGUUUCAGUCGCGCACUUGAAAGUGGCUUCGCGGCUGAGAGCCAUCAGGUGGCUGUUUGAUGCAAGUUGUCUGCCCUCUCGAGUGCCUCGGCGAGGCGGCCGCGGCGCUGGCAGACAAGCAGGUGAAGGUGCUAGUUCUCCACGAUGCAGCCAUCGUCGAACUCGCGCUCUCCAAGGCCCAGCGCGAUGUGGAGUCGCUCACGGCGUGCGUCAGCGCCCCAGCGGACCCAGGGUGCGAUGCUGAGGCUAAAGUCGAGGAGAUCAAGGAGUCCUUCCUUCAGCUCCUCGGCGGGCUUGCCCCCAAAGCCCUUCCACUGACCCAGGCAGCCCCCUUCGCCAGUUCUGAAGGAGUACAAGCAGCAGUUGGCGCGGGCAAAGGUCACGGAGCCGCAGUGGGAGCAGGCGGAGACCCAGCAGGCACCGACGGUGGAGUCCAGGGCCAGGUCGCGGAGCCCGAGGACCAUGGCCGGCUCGUGGAGCCCAAGGCCCCCGGAGAGGGAGCAGCAAGAGGUGGGACUGCCAGUGCGGUCGGAGGUACCGCUGGCGCCCUGCCUGACGGCGCCCCCCCCAAGCGAGCAGCAGAGGAACAAGGAACAUAUCUUUCUGCACCUGAAGCUGGUUCGGACCUGCAAGCAGCAGGAAGAGCUGGCGUUGGCGCUGGUGCAAGUGCAGGGCAGCACGGCGUCCCCAGUGUCGGACCCGCCUUGGAGGCAGCCAGCGAGUGCGGACUUGGCGCCAGCCCCUUCGGCUCCUUCGAGUGGGACGCUAAAGAAGCGGCGCUGGCGCCAGGCCAGGGCUCGAUCCAAACUGCAGGAGCAGGAGCCUGCCAACGAGACAAACAAGGAGAGCACGCCAUGAAGGUCGCCCCCGUGGAGCUGGUGAAGACCUUCGACUUGGAUGUGCUCGACGGGGGGAUCAGCACGGAGUGCGAAGUAGCGGGGGCGCUGCAGGUUGCCGCGGCCGCUGGCUUCCGUACGGUCAACAGCAAGGAGAAGAAGCAGCGGAAGCUGCUAGACUUGGAGCGCAGCCUUCGCAGGCCUGGCUGGGAGACGGACCGCGACACCGAGCCGCCAGAGGUGCCCAACGCAGAGCACCAGCGUGCGGGCCUCGAGUGGAUUAUGGAGCAGCUCGUAGCCAGGGCGAAGGACGAAGCGCUCCGCUUCCCAGAGCUGUGGGACUGAGGGAGGCUUCUUUUCGGGCCUAGCUGCGUGUUGCGGCAUGGGCCCCUUUUCUCCUUUUCAGCGUCGCGCUUCGCAUGUGUUCCUUCCAUGUGCAGCGCGGCCUAGGUUCGGACAGCUAUCCCCCUUGAUGAGCUGCGGCGGUAGCGCUGCGGUAUGCGAGUGGCAUAGGCUGCCAGAGACCCUGCGCGGUUGUUCUGCGCUCUCGGGGGUUCUGCCUGCAUGACCUUCCCGUCGAAGUUCUGUUCUUUCAAGGUUGUGCCGGC